This is a messenger RNA of Pieris napi, 717 nucleotides long. RefSeq names its product ejaculatory bulb-specific protein 3-like. The transcript is spliced from 3 exons. The record is from RefSeq and is a predicted model, not a curated record. Bases 311 to 682 code for a protein of 123 amino acids. Lineage: Eukaryota; Metazoa; Arthropoda; Insecta; Lepidoptera; Pieridae.
GUUAAACAAAUUAUUAUAUUAUAGAUAGUUCAUAAAAUAAUACGAAAUUCAGUUACAAACAUUUGUGCAUUUUAUCCAUUAUAAUGAUUUUUUAAUUUAUAAUAAAUUAUAUAGUCUAUUUAGGCACAUUACAGAUUGCCUACUAAUGAUAGUUACAAUUUCAUCAUUUAGUACAAUUUUUCCUAUGCAAUAAGAGAAAUUAAUUAGUAAAUUUAAUUAAUUUAACCAUUAUUACUAAUAGUAUUAGUUAGUAUAUAAACUAUAUUGCAUUCUAUCUUGUCACAGUUCAAUUUGGAUCUCAAUUUGAAACAUGAAACUCUUCAUCAUCCUUUCCGCCCUUGUGGCGAUGACCAUAGCAGAGGAUAUCGUGUACUUUACCACGGACAAUGAUUAUUUGGACAUCGAUACAGCGAUGAAGGAUCCAACACUGGUCAAAGGAUUUAUCGAUUGCUUCGUUGACCGUGCUCCAUGUGACCCUCUGAGUCAGUCAUACAAAAAAAACAUGCCGGAAGCGGUCCCCACAGCUUGCCACAGAUGCAAUGACCCCCAGAAGCAUUUGUGGAACCGUUUCCUGACGGCUCUGAAGGAGUCCUAUCCUCAAUACUACUGGGACUACGAGGAAAAGUACGAUCCUAACCACAUUUACUUGCCUCUUUUGGAAAAGGCUGUGGCUGAAUACUAAUUUUGUGUUUAAUUAAUAAAAUAUUCAGCAUUUAA